GUACAGUGAUUCAGAUUGGAUCGGCCCUUCGGUCAAUGGCCGAUAAAAGCUACAGAUGACCGGAAAAAACAAAUUCAGUACGUCAAUCGGGCCGAGAAAAAUUCAGUUUGUCAGACAAUUUGACCGAAAAAUUUCUGUAGCAAACGGUCAAAACUUCAUUUUACAAUUUAGCCUCGAUUAUAACAGAUAUUUUCGUCCCUAUCUAUGCGAUUAAAAAGAUAAAGUACGAAAAUCGUUUAUUUAAAAUAAUCCGAGUCAUACAGGCGCUUAUCGGUACCCGGCGCUUAUUGAUUUAGUGUAGUGCGGAACGCUUCGAUGUUUAUCGUUGUUGUAUGAAAAAUAUGGCGGCGAAAAAACCUCUCUUUGAUGCAAAACAACGAUCUUUAUUUAGUGUUGGUUUUAAUAGUGAAAAAUCAUCAAACCAGCCGCCUAUCAAAGAAAAAGGUAGUUCAUCUGAUUCUAAAGUACCACGUUCAUUUCAAAAUAAAUGGCUUCAGGCCCACAAGUGGCUUAAGUUCGAUACAGAAAAGCAGUUGAUGUUUUGUACCCUUUGUAUUAACGACGGACGCGACAACAUAUUUACACAAGGUUGUAAUAAUUUUAGAACAAGUACUUUUAGUGACCAUGUUAAAUCAAAAGAUCACCAGAGAUCUUUAGCGGCAAAUGCUUGUAAAGAUGACUUUAAAAGUGUGAUGAACAAGCACUUCUCUGCCAAGGAAGAAGCGGUUCUACUUGCCUUAAAGACAGUUUAUUACCUGGUUGAAGAAAAUAUACCGCUCAGUAAAUUCAAAUCACUCGUUGAGUUUCAGAAAAGUGUUGGUGUGAGUGGCUACAAUCAUCUGUCUGUAUCUGACGGUAUAAGCUAUGAGUCGGACUAUGCUAGUCAUGAAUUUUUGAAAGCUGUAUCCGACACUGUGGAGACACAUACUGUACAGAAACUACAGAAGUCCCCAUUUGUUACACUUCUUUGUGACGAAUCAACAGAUCGUACUGUUACACACCGCCUAGUCAUUUAUUGCCAGGUUUUGGGGGAGGAUAUGUUUCCUGAAACAUUAUAUUUAUGCAACAUUCGCCUAGAUGAAGGAACAGGUGCAGCUAUUUCUUCUGCACUAUACAAGGAGUUGGAAAAAAGGGGAAUUGGUCCUGAAAAGAUAAUGGGUCUUGGCACAGACGGAGCUAGUGCAAUGACAGGUAGAGACAGAGGAACUACAGGCAUGAUGCUGCGUCAAAACCCACAUAUCAUGAAUGUACACUGCAUUGCCCACCGACUAGCGUUGUGUACAAGUCAGGCGUCUGAUUCUGUGCCACCAAUGAAAGCAUAUCAGGAAGUCAUAACAUCUAUCUUUUACUACUUCAAAUUCUCUGCUGCAAGAGUUGCAAAGUUACAGGCCAUUCAGGAUGUCUUGGACUCCCCCCGAUUGAGAUUUAAAGAGGUCCAUGCUGUUCGGUGGAUGUCGUUCUUCUCUGCACUUGAAGCAGUUUACAAGGGCUUGGAUCCAUUGAUUACUUAUCUAGCUGCCACCCCAAUGAGUGAUGCCAAAGCACAAGGAUUGAAAAAAAAGAUGUUUGCUGCUGUUGGCUGUUAUAGUUAUUUUGGAUGAAAUCACAUUGUUUUACAAUUGCCACACUGAAGUUCAUAUCUAUUACCUACAUAAUGAUGGACAUCAUUCCAAUUGUGACUCAGUUGAAUCUUUUCU
Molecule: messenger RNA, 1697 nt
Organism: Ruditapes philippinarum (Manila clam)
Lineage: Eukaryota; Metazoa; Mollusca; Bivalvia; Venerida; Veneridae
Exons: 6
Coding region: 333-1601 (422 amino acids)
Source: RefSeq, a predicted model, not a curated record